GGAGCGACGCUUUGGAGACAACCCCCUACGUGCCGACUCGGAAGCCGGCUCCCCGGACAUUUCUCUAAAUCCACAACAUGGAUGAGUAUGAAGUGAUUAAAAUGAUUGGAGAAGGAUCUUUUGGCAAAGUAUUCUUGGCUAAAGGAAAGGAUAACAAUCAACCAUGUGUUAUCAAGGAGGUCAAUUUAACAAAGAUGCCAAGAAAAGAAAAAGAAUCCUCUCAGAAAGAAGUUGCUGUUUUGUCCAAGAUGAAGCACCCUAAUAUAGUAGCUUUCUACACUGCCUUUCAAGAGAAAAAUAAGUUAUAUAUUAUUAUGGAAUAUUGUGAUGGAGGUGACCUUAUGAAGAGGAUAAUUUUGCAGCGUGGAGUGUUAUUUGAUGAGGACAAGAUCUUGAGUUGGUUUGUGCAAAUCUCCUUAGGACUGAAGCAUAUACAUGACAGGAAGAUUCUGCACAGAGAUGUAAAAGCACAGAACAUUUUUCUCAGCAAUAAUGGAGUGAUAGCAAAACUUGGAGACUUUGGGAUUGCGAGAAUGCUGAGCAAUACUAUGGAAUUUGCUCGGACCUGUGUAGGAACACCAUAUUACUUGUCACCUGAAAUCUGUGAGAACAAGCCGUAUAACAACAAAACAGAUAUAUGGUCCCUUGGCUGUGUAUUAUAUGAACUCUGUACUUUAAAGCACCCUUUUGAAGGCAAGAAUUUGCCUCAACUUGUGCUGAAGAUCUGCAGAGGCUAUUUCACACCAGUAUCUAUGAAGUAUUCAUAUGAACUAAGAACAUUAGUAUCCCAGCUCUUUAAAACAUCUCCAAGAGAUCGCCCUUCUAUCAACUCCAUUUUGAAAAAGCCCUUUUUGGAGAAGCAAAUAAAGAAUUUUCUGCCCCCUGAGAUCAUGGAGGAAGAAUUCAGCCACACCGUCAUUCACAGAAAACGGUCACUAGAUUCACUGCCAUCAGGAGCUCCUGAAGUUCAGAAAUCAAGAAUCCAUGAUCGUCAUUCACCCAAAAUCAAGCUGGAGAUGCUUCCCAGAAAACAAGAAAUAAUGUAUGAAAAUGAAUGGAAAGCUCCUUCAAGGCCCCAGGAUCCUAUUAAUCAGCCCUGGGGUCCUCGGUUGAAGAUGUGUGGGAAAUCAGAAGCUGCCAGAAUGAGGGGGCACUAUGGCCAUUAUUAUAUGAAACUUGAAGACUUGCAGAAAAGGCCCUUUGAGCAGGGUGAUGAUCCUUGUAUCAGCGAAAGAUUGGAAGAGUAUUAUAAGCAGAAAGGACAAAAACCACCACCACCACCACCUCACUGGCCUGCAGAAUAUCUUCAGAGACGAUACAAUGCGCAGCAAUACAAGAUAAAAGUAGAGAAGCAACUUGGAUUGCGCCCAUCUUCUGCUGACAGGCAGUAUUUUCAAAUGCAGAAUCAGGAGAUGAAGGAAGAGCAGUUGAGAGCCUUUGCUCAAAAAAAUAAAAUGAAAGAACAGGAGUACCUGAAACAGCUGCAGAAGAUUCGUCAGCAGUACCACAGUGAAGUAAAUGAAAUUAGACGUAAAGCAGAAUCUCUAGAGGAGAAUAAAAAUAUAAAGGACAAGACAUAUAUUGUGAAACAGAGGAAGACUGAGAACCAACCUACUCAUAAUUAUAUUAUUCCUGGAGGACAAGAUGAACCAGUUCAGGAUCUUGAGCAAAACCUGAAACAAAUUGGAGUACAUAACUGGCAGGAGGAAAAUUUCCUUGAAAGAAAACACAAAGCAAAGGGAGGUGUAAAGUUUCAGAUUGAUCUGAAAGAUGGUGUUUCAGAUUUCCAGAAAGAUAAAGAGGAAUGUGAUAAACUUAAUGAAGCCCUAACUUUUGAAGAUGGAGAAAACCUUAAGAAAAAACUGACAAACAUCUGUGAUGAUCAUAUAGACAAAGCACUGCUAGAAUUACAGUGUUGGGAAACAGGUGGUGACAAUGAAGAUGAUGCCAUAAUAAACAGAAAACACUGGCAAACAUCAGUCCCACAGACUCUUCUGAAUCUUCUAGAAAAUGCAGAUAUUUCCUCUACAUCCACUACCAUGGAUGAAGCAGUGGGCCAGGUUAGCUUGAUGCCUCCAGAAUUCCCUGAAAACAGGAGAAAAUGGAGCCAAGAAUCACCUGGGACACUGAUGAACAUGCUAGCUGAAGCAGAAUGCUCCAGUGACACUUUGUGCCAAGCCGAAGAACACAAGGAGACAGUAACCCCAUGCACUCCAAAAAAUGAUGAAGCUGAUUCAGAAGCGAGUUCUGAAUCAGAAGUGGAUGCUGCUGUUGAAGUGGAUGAAGAAAGGCUUGAUCCAAGAUCUGAUGACGAUGAUACUAACUUUGAAGAAUCUGAGGAUGAAUUGAGGGAUGAACUGGUAGAAUCCCUGGAAAAAGUAGUAACAUCUCUUCAAGAGGAGAUUAUAAAAGCCCCAACUGAAACAGAAGACACAGAUGAACUGAAAAAAGAAGCAGUAUCCAAUGGUAACCUUAAAUCCAUUGGAAGUUUGGAAGAGGAUAUUAACCUGACUACAGACAAACAGGAAGGAACAAUCAGUUAACACUCUCUUGGGGAAUAGUUCCUUAAGAAUGACUGGUAGCUAGUGGAAUGUGUUUUAAGAAAUGGUUAUCUCUUUCUAGGCUUAUCAACAACUAUUUGGGACCAUAAUCAGAGGUGAGAGGUACGGUCUAGGUAGUGCAAGGCAGUUCAGUUUAACUAACUUUACAUGACUGGUUCCCUGCCUUCCUGCAUUUUGACAUUAUCCCCAGAGCCUUUACAACAUUUAGUUCCUCAUUCUCCAGUUGUGUAUUAUAAUGUUACUUAGAUAUAAAAACAUCAUUAGGGAUUUGCAGCCCAGAACAAGUCGACGUCUUGAUAUGGAAGCACUUUAUUAAUCUUUCCUCCACAAGUCUUACUCAGCUAGAGACCUUGCAGCAUAACCUAUAGAAUAGAGUGGUGUUUUUUUUAAGGGAAUGUCACCAUGGCUAUUUCCCUUGCAUGCUUCCAAGGGUUGUCUGAUAGUGGAGUAGUCAGUGUGGAAGAACUCUUUCCUCUUUUGAGGAACUACUGCCACUCCCAGGUACCAUGGCUUGCAGUUCAGGAUUAUAGGGUGUGUGGUCUAGCAACAGUUAAGGAAGGCUGGUGUUUGUUUAGAGCUGUAUGUUUAGAGCUGCUAUAGGUCAGUCAUCAUGACACACACCUUGUGUGAUUUAUUAUGCUGAUGCCUUACCAGAUUUAACCAGCAGGAUAAGAAAUCUUUAUUGAGGCUGUUCUACUGUAGACUGCCUUGGGGGAUAGGUGAUCAUUCGUGAUUAAAUACGCCUCCCCAAAAAUGUAAUUGACACUAAACUCCAAGUUAAGGCAGCUGUGGGGAACCUCUAGCCCUCCAGAUGCUGCUGAACUACAACUCCCAUCUUCUCUGGCCAUGGCCAAAGGUUACCCACCUAGCUUUUAUCUAAUGUGAGGGUUUUCUGUAUAGAGAAUUCAGUUUUGUGAGCUUCUUUCCCCAUACUGAAGUAGAGCCUAGACUAUAUAUAUAUAUAAUUUUGACUUUCCAGGAUCAUUUUCAUUGUACACUACUUCAGAAAGCAUACAAUUCUGGUUGAUGUUCAGAAUCAAUUGAGUCCUCCAAGGACAGCCUUUUCAUGACUCUGUAUUUAUUAUGCCAAGCAGAUCAUUGAAAUGGGAGGAAACUUUUUAGAAAUUCACUCUUCAAUUUCAUAUGUAGUUUUAUGUUGAUAAGUUAUGGGAAAAAUAAUCUGGGACAAAUGUAGAUUCAACACUUGAUGCCACAAAUUCAUUUUAAGAUUAAACAGCUUGCUCUUUUAAGAAGCUAGGACUGAGUUGCCACCACUGGAAGCUGCUGUGUAUAUUUUGUAAUAUGAUUAUUAAGCCCAGCUAUUAAAUCCUUAAGCAUAUUAUGUAUCGUUUCAUAUCUGCUUGUGUCUAUGUGUAAGUUUGGGAGCAUACUCUGUCAGACUGUCAUACAGGAAUAAGAUACCUUUUAUUGUACAAUAGAAAUACAGCAACUGUAUAUACAUAAUGACUUAUGUCCAGGUAUCUAUUUACAAAAUUUUAUUUAAAUAAUUGUUCCACAGAUAA
Molecule: messenger RNA, 4084 nt
Organism: Podarcis raffonei (Aeolian wall lizard)
Lineage: Eukaryota; Metazoa; Chordata; Lepidosauria; Squamata; Lacertidae
Gene: NEK5
Product: NIMA related kinase 5
Exons: 23
Coding region: 78-2543 (821 amino acids)
Biological process (GO): protein phosphorylation
Molecular function (GO): ATP binding; protein kinase activity
Source: RefSeq, a predicted model, not a curated record